AACCACUGACGUGGUGGUAAUGUCAGAUCUGUCAAAUUUUGACAUUUAUCAUAAUAAAGUUAAUUAAAAUUGUUUAAUUAGUAAAAACACGUAGAUCUUUAAUCAAGUUUAAGAAAUAAAACAUCGAGAAAAUUUUUUAUAAUAAAUAUAUAUUAAUAAUACUGGCGAAUCAUAUCAUUACACGCACUACGCAUUUAAUUUUAAUAACACAUAUCAAGUACUUUAAUGUAAUGUUUACUUAUCAGCUGAUUUCCUCAAAUAUUAAAAACUCUAUUUUAAUCGGUUAUCAAAAAUCACAGAGUGUGUAUUUUCAAUAUUAUAUUACAAUUUAAAAUUUUUUAACAAAACAAAAGAAAAAUGGACGACAACGAUAAGUCUCAAAAGAAUGAGAUGACCGAAUCAAUUUCAAACAUGAGUGAAUCAACAAUUAACAAGGAUACAAUUGAAGAACGUUACAAUAAGCUUCGAGGACUUGCUGUAAAAUUAAAAAAGAAAGUAUCAGAUUUAUCUGAUCAAAUAAAACAUUUAGAAUCAGAAAAAACAAUUCUUCACACCGAAAAAGAUGAGAUGCAACAAAAAAUAAUUCAAAUAUCCAAUAACGCGAAAAAAAUACAGACUAUUCAACUUGAAUAUGAUAAAUUACAAGAUAAAUUUGAGCAACAAAAAUCAGAAAAUAAGAAAUUAAUGAAAAAUAUCGAAACUCUUGUUGAUGAGAAUGCAUCUCUUAAAGAAUCUCUUUAUAAUGAAAAAGAUUCUACUUCACAAUUAACAUUGAAAUUAGAACACAUAUCUAAAGAUAAAAGUAAAUUUGAAAAUACAAUUAAACAUUUACAAGAACAACUUAAAUCAUUGAGCGAGGAAUUGAGUGCCGAUAAUGUGAUAAGGGAGCAAAAAGUCAAAGAAUAUGAUGCAUUGAAAAUUAAUUUCGAUUCUGAAAUUAAUGCACAUAAAACUACACGUUCUCAAUUGGAUGCCUUUAAACAAAAUCAUACAAAUAACAGUGUUCUUUCAUUGGAAGUUGAAAAUUAUGAGAAAAGUAUUGAUGACAUGAAGUUAAAACUCAAGGAUGAGGAAACAAAACGAAAAUCUCUAGAACAGACAAUAAAUGAACAUUUGGAGACAAUAGGUUUAUUAAAUAAGCAAAUGAAUGAAAUGCGAAGUAGUUGUUUGAAAAAAACAAAUCAAGUCACAAAUCUCGAGGAUAGAAAUGAAAAUAUAAAAGCAGAAGUAAAUGAAAUGAGACUCGAAAAUGAAAGAAUGCAACGUGAAAUUCAAGAUUUUCUAUUGCAAUUGAAAGAUACUCAAAAUGAGAAAUCGAAUUUAUUGAAAAAAAUUGCAUCCCUAGAAUCCAUUAGAGAUAGUUUGACGAAUGAAUUUAAGAGUAAAAAAGAUGUUCUAGAAAAUCAGUUGAGAGAUAUAACCGCUGAAUUAUCGCAUUUAAACUCAGCUUUGGCGAAUUCAAAAAAGGAAACGGAAGUUUUGCAAGAAGAAUUUAAUGGUUAUAAGAGAAGAGCGCAAAGUGUACUUAGAACGAAACAAAAUCAAAGUAAAGAAAAUGGAAUGAGCGGAAAAAGUAUUGCUGAAAUGGAAGAAGAAUUAUUACAAUCACAACAGCAAAAUAAACAUCUACAAGAAAAACUUGAUGCUUAUGAACAAAAAUUUGAAAUUCUAUCCAAGGAUGUAAUGAUAUUUAAAGAAGAGAGAAAUCGUACACUAGAAAGCCUCACAGAAUUAAAUAAACGUCAAGUAAAUUCACGACAAGAAAUUUCUUCCCUAACAGAGCAAUGUAGAUCUCAAGAAAUGAAAAUGCAAAAAUUAAUUGCUGACAAUAAGAAGGAAUUAGAAAGUUUACAGAAAAAUCAUAAGAUCGAGAUAAGAGCAAUGAGAGAAAAGUUUGAACAAGAGAAUAAUGAUUUAAAAUUCGAGAUGGAAAAAUUAAAAUUAACUGAAUUUACGGAUAACACGAGAGCAAAUAAUAUAUCCUUAGAGAGAAAUGUUGAUUCUAAUGUGGAUUCUCAUCAACAAUCACGAUUAUUAGAAAUCCCUCUAAUAGAACGAGAAGAAUGCGAGGGAUCAGAAAGUAUCGAUUCUUGUCCCAUUGUCCUAACGAAUGGUGAAAGAUAUCGUAAACAUUCUCUAAUACCUCUCGAUGAACUUUUGAAUUCAUCGGAUGAUUAUAAUAAUCCCCCUGAAAUUCAACCUGCAUUACCGCAAAAAGUGAGCAGACAAGAAUUUGAAGUUUGCGAGCGAAGAGUUAAACAUUUAACAGUUCUUUUAGCAGAUGCUGAACGUGAUAUUGCCAAAUUGACACAACUUAAUGAAAUUUUAAAAGAAGAUAUUCGAAGACAACAACGAAGUGUUGAAAGAGAACAACACGCAAAUAAUUUUGAAUAUCUAAAAAAUGUCGUUUUUAAGUUUGUUACUCUAAAAAAUGGAGAUGAAAAAAAUCAUCUUAUUCCUGUACUUAAUACUAUUCUUAAAUUGAGUCCGGAGGAAACUCAAAAACUUUAUUCCGUCGCUGGUGGUAAGAGCUGGAUUCCGGGGCUUUUAUAAAAUAUAAUUAAAAAGAAAGAAAGACAUGUACAGUAAGAAAAAAUUAUUGUGAGAUUUAAUAUAUCACUUAUUUUUAUGAAAUAAAUUUUUUUCUAUAUACAAAAAAAAUUGCAAAUUUUUUCUCCUGUCUUUUUUUGGAAAGGAAAAACAAAAGAUUAUCGAAAUAAAUGAAUGUGUAACUUGUGAGAAGAGAAAAAUUGGUUUUGUUUAAAUAAAAAUCUUCGGACUUUGUUGAAUUAAUAAGAACGUAAUAGUAAUAAAAAAUGAUUAAAUUUCUUAAAGAUUAUAGAAAGCAGUUAAAAAUAUUUAAUUCUCCUCAAAGUUGUAAUGAGCGAAAUUUAAUUAGAAAUAAUUUUCACAUACAGAAACGUUAUUAUUUGCCAAAUUAUCGUCCAGUUGCCACAAAGCCUUUUAAUUGCGUAGGAAAGCAG
Leptopilina boulardi is the source of this 2984-nucleotide messenger RNA. It is a transcript of the gene GCC185, whose product is annotated as GRIP and coiled-coil domain-containing protein 2. The transcript has 11 exons. The record is from RefSeq and is a predicted model, not a curated record. The coding region runs from base 358 to 2553 and encodes 731 amino acids. Lineage: Eukaryota; Metazoa; Arthropoda; Insecta; Hymenoptera; Figitidae.